AUGGAUGCCGGCACGAGUCACUUGGAGGUUUACACCCAAUCGAGCUCCGAAAAAGGUCUCUCCUCGGUCACUACUUUAAUUGUCGGUAGUAAAGCAGCAGUGAUCAUUGAUCCUCCUUUCUUGGUUCCAGAUGCAAAAGCGGUUGUCUCUAUGGCCAAAUCCAAAACUUCCAAACCCGUGGUGGCAGUCUUUGUUACUCAUCACCACCCAGACCAUUAUUUCUCGGCGAAUCCUAUUCUCGAAGCAUGGCCUGAAGCCAGAUUUCUCGCCCAUCCUUACGUGCGUGCCGGUAUUGACCGAGAAUAUGAUGAAAAGGUGGUCUAUUGGCCAACGGUGUUCGGUCAAGAAAAUGUCCCAGCUAAACCAAAGAAACCCGAAGUCUACAACUACUCCUUCUUCAUCCUCCCAGAUGACGAAGCAAGCCCAGUUGUCCUCCUUGGGCCUGUCCAGGGUGACUCUGUCGACCAUACCCUAUUUUGGCUGCCUCGAGAACGAAUUAUCAUCACUGGUGACGCGGUGUACGCUCGCACGACACAUGCGUGGGUGGAAGAAGUUGAAACGCCAGAAAUUCUAAACGCAUGGAAAUUGACAUUGCAACUCAUUGAGGCGUUGAACCCAGUCAAGAUCAUUACUGGGCAUAUCGAAGCUGGAAACGACUUUGACAAAGAGAAGGACCUUGCGCAUAUGCACAAAUACCUGGAGCUGUUCGAGGAAAAGAUCACGAAUGCUAAACAGACGCCGCAAGUCCAGGAGCUUUUCGAAACGUUCAAAAAUUCAUUUCCCCAGUGCUCGAAAAACCUUGAUUUCUUCCUUGGUCACCUAAGCAAUCAGUUUGGGGAAGGAGGAGAGAAGUGGGAGGAGAAUAGAAAGCAUCAAGUUGAAAACCGAACGAGUGAUAUACUGGAAGGAUUUCUCUUAGGAAGGAAAUCGACCAAGUAA
This is a messenger RNA of Capronia coronata CBS 617.96, 939 nucleotides long. RefSeq lists its product as uncharacterized. The record is from RefSeq and is a predicted model, not a curated record. The transcript has a single exon. Bases 1 to 939 code for a protein of 312 amino acids. Lineage: Eukaryota; Fungi; Ascomycota; Eurotiomycetes; Chaetothyriales; Herpotrichiellaceae.